Messenger RNA from Phragmites australis (common reed), 1283 nucleotides. Its product is annotated as MADS-box transcription factor 14-like. Lineage: Eukaryota; Viridiplantae; Streptophyta; Magnoliopsida; Poales; Poaceae. The record is from RefSeq and is a predicted model, not a curated record. Gene Ontology annotation, biological process: positive regulation of transcription by RNA polymerase II. The transcript has 8 exons. Gene Ontology annotation, cellular component: nucleus. Gene Ontology annotation, molecular function: DNA-binding transcription factor activity, RNA polymerase II-specific; protein dimerization activity; RNA polymerase II cis-regulatory region sequence-specific DNA binding. The coding region runs from base 269 to 1003 and encodes 244 amino acids.
AAUCUGCCGCUCCCGGCACCACCACACCUCCUCCUCCCCGCCCGAUCGGUUCCCCCCUCCCUCCUAGUCUCCACCUCCACCGCCGCGUCGCCAUGCACGCGCCGGCGCUGCCGCCUAGCAUGUGCGAGCGCACGUAGGCGUAGGUAGGCAAGCCGCCGACAUAGGUAGGUAGCUAGCUAGUUAGCAGCCGUCGCCGUUGUCGGUUGAAGCGACGUGGUUGUUAGAGGAUAUAUUGGAUAGGGAGCUAGGGGUUGGUAAGGAGGAGGCGAUGGGGCGCGGGAAGGUGCAGCUGAAGCGGAUCGAGAACAAGAUCAACCGGCAGGUGACCUUCUCCAAGCGCCGAUCGGGGCUGCUCAAGAAGGCGCACGAGAUCUCCGUGCUCUGCGACGCCGAGGUCGCGCUCAUCAUCUUCUCCACCAAGGGCAAGCUCUGCGAGUACGCCACCGACUCAUGUAUGGACAAAAUUCUUGAACGGUAUGAGCGCUACUCCUAUGCAGAAAAAGUUCUCAUUUCAGCCGAAUCUGAAACUCAGGGCAACUGGUGCCACGAAUAUAAAAAACUAAAGGCGAAGGUCGAGACAAUACAGAAAUGUCAAAAGCACCUCAUGGGAGAGGAUCUUGAAACUUUGAAUCUCAAGGAGCUUCAGCAACUAGAGCAGCAGCUGGAAAGUUCACUGAAACAUAUCAGAUCCAGAAAGAGCCAGCUUAUGCUCGAGUCCAUUUCAGAGCUUCAACGGAAGGAGAGGUCACUGCAGGAGGAGAACAAGGCUCUGCAGAAGGAGCUUGCGGAGAAGCACAAGGUCCAUAGACAGCAAGUGCAGUGGGACCAAGCUCAACAACAACAGUCCAGUUCGUCUUCCUCGUCCUUCAUGAUGAGAGAAGCUCCCCCAACAAAUAUCAGUCCUUACCCCGCGGCAGCAGGCGGCAGGGUGGAAGGAGCAGCAGUGCAGCCGCAGGUUCGCAUCGGUCUGCCACCAUGGAUGCUUAGCCACCUCAGCAACUGAAGGCUGGCCACCAGUCUCGGCGUGUAGCCCAAAAUUCAGCAGCGGUGGCAUGCUUCCUCGGCUGGCCUGCUGCUCCACCUGGUGUGUCAUUAUCUUCGAAUCUUUUUUUGAUCCCGAGGCCGGGAUUUUACCGUAAUUUCAGCAUAUAAGUAUCAAGCUGCAAUGUGUAUAUUUUGCUUUGUUCAUCACCAAUUCCCUCCGGUCUGCGCCGAGGCGGACGUACAAUGAGUAUACCCAUGUAAUACAUCCGUAGCAUGAACGGCAAGUCUUCCAUUUUCCA